Messenger RNA from Sphaeramia orbicularis (orbiculate cardinalfish), 1968 nucleotides. RefSeq names its product secretion associated, Ras related GTPase 1Ab (gene sar1ab). The coding region runs from base 94 to 690 and encodes 198 amino acids. The transcript has 7 exons. Gene Ontology annotation, biological process: intracellular protein transport. The record is from RefSeq and is a predicted model, not a curated record. Lineage: Eukaryota; Metazoa; Chordata; Actinopteri; Kurtiformes; Apogonidae. Gene Ontology annotation, molecular function: GTPase activity; GTP binding.
GUCAAACUUGUUGAGGCUCCGAACAGACUCGGACCAAACACCGGCGGUGGACGGGGACUUCAGAAAGUCGGCAAACCGAGGCAGUGAAGAAAAAUGUCUUUUAUAUUUGAUUGGAUCUACCGGGGCUUCAGCAGCGUCUUGCAAAUGUUAGGUUUAUACAAGAAGACAGGGAAGCUGGUGUUCCUGGGACUAGACAAUGCUGGAAAAACAACACUACUACACAUGUUGAGAGACGACAGGCUAGGCCAACACGUUCCCACUCUACAUCCAACGUCAGAAGAGUUGACUAUUGCUGGGAUGACAUUUACAACAUUUGACCUCGGAGGUCACACGCAAGCACGAAGAAUCUGGAAGAACUACCUCCCAGCCAUUAACGGGAUAGUCUACAUGGUGGACUGUGCUGAUCAUGAGCGGCUAGCAGAGGCUAAAGUUGAACUGGAUGCGCUGUUAACAGAUGAAACUAUCUCCAAUGUGCCCGUUCUCAUCUUGGGGAAUAAGAUAGAUCGUCCAGAGGCCAUCAGUGAGGAUGCACUCAGAGGGAUGUUUGGGCUUCACGGACACACAACUGGGAAGGGCAAAGUGUCACUGAAGGAGCUGAAUUUGAGGCCUAUGGAGGUGUUCAUGUGCAGUGUGUUGAAGAGACAAGGAUAUGGAGACGGUUUCCGCUGGCUCUCCCAGUACAUCGACUGAUUCUUUGUUUUCAUAUGUCCUGAUUUACCAUGCUGCCUAUGGACACAAAGACAUGUUUUACACAAAACUACCUGCUGUAGAGAAACGUUUUAUUCAGAAUUCUUUUAUUUAGAACUUUGUGCCAAAUUUGUUUGGUGUAGUGAUUUGGUGAUAUAUCCAGUUUUCUCCACACCUUUAAAGGAAUCUGCAGGUCGUUACAAUCUGCCCCAGCAGAUUGAAGAUGAGUUAUUACAUAGUAGUCUGAAUAAUUCAAAGGAUAAUAUCUAUCAGCUGUUACCUAAAGCCUGUGGGGAACACUGUCAUACCACAUAUGUAGCUGGACAGAUCCAUAUAGAACAUGUCAUUGCUGUGAACUGGUUCUUGACCCAAGCUUAUUUUUAUCCACUGGUGUUAUAUUACAGUGAAGGUCGAUUUGCGCUUGAAGUUUCUCCUACUUGAUUCAAGGAAAAAAGCCUUGUUGGUAGAGAUAAAACAGUGCUAUUCACUUUCCUUUUUCUUUUUUUUUUUUUUUUGAAGUAUCAUCAAUAUUUCCUGGCAGCAGAAAUUAGUUUUCUUCUUCAUGUUGACAGAAGUGUUUUUCUACACAGUAGCCUACCUCUGAGGAUACUGACAGUUUAGUGAAGGCAUGUAUUUUCUAAUAGAGUUUACCACUACAAGCCAGCCAUCCGAAUGUGACCACACGUGCAUUAGCAGACUCCUUCCUGACAGGAGCUCCAUGUUUUAGUGUGUAUGUAAAUAAUAACUUCAUCAGCACAGCCAGAUUAUGUAACAAACUGAUAGAGUGGAGAGGCUUCACUAGUUCCAAAACGGCUCAUCUUUAUGAAAUAACUCAAGUACUUUGUGAAUAAUUUCUGCUUAUGACAUGCAGAUGUAUUAUGAGAGCACUUGGGUGCUGCUUGAGAAAAGAUAUGCAUGGUAUCAUUGAUAUUUAGUGCAAUAUUCAUAUGUAAAUACAUUCUUAUUUAUAUUUGCAAUAUAACGUGGCUUGCCUAUGUUACAUCUUUGAUGCAUCUGUUACAGAAGAUAAGUCAUGUUGUUAAAAUGGGUGAUGUUUGAGCUCAAUAAAUAUUUUGGCAAUUAAUUAAAACUUAUCUGGGUCACUCUUUAAAUAUAUGUAGUGAGAGGUUAAGUAUGAGCAAGAGAAACAUCCCAAAAUCUUCUUAAAUCAAUUAUUCCUACAUACUGUAUCAUACAAUGUACACACUGAAUUUUGUGCAAAAUGUUUUGUUUAUUGAGUAGAGGGAAAAUAUGUGACAAUAAAAUACACAAACAUCUGAA